Panicum hallii is the source of this 1255-nucleotide messenger RNA. RefSeq names its product probable galacturonosyltransferase-like 4. The record is from RefSeq and is a predicted model, not a curated record. Bases 1 to 1053 code for a protein of 350 amino acids. Gene Ontology annotation, cellular component: Golgi apparatus. Gene Ontology annotation, molecular function: glycosyltransferase activity. The transcript has a single exon. NCBI's taxonomy places the organism in Eukaryota, Viridiplantae, Streptophyta, Magnoliopsida, Poales, Poaceae.
AUGUCUUGCAAUUGCACCAUUGUCGUGGCCAUCUUUAUUGUUAUUAUCCUUGGUGCCGGUCAUGCCGUCACCGGCGCCCGCGUUGGCGCCAUGAUGAUCCGGCAGCCGUCCUCCUCGUCGGCCCAGAUGUUCAGGGAGGCGCCCGCGUUCUGGAACGGCGCCGAGUGCGCGGCGGACGGCGGCGGCAGGGUGGACAUCGCCAUGACGCUGGACGCCAACUACCUGCGCGGCACCAUGGCCGCCGUGCUCUCCAUCCUGCAGCACACGGCGUGCCCCGAGAGCAUGGUGUUCCACUUCCUCACCGCGGAGGUCGACGACCACGGCCUCGUCGCCGCGCUGCGCGCCUCCUUCCCGUCGCUGGACCUCCGAGUCUACCGCUUCGACCCGUCGCGCGUCCGCAACCGCAUCUCCCGGUCGGUGCGGCAGGAGCUGGACCAGCCGCUCAACUACGCGCGCGUCUACCUCGCCGACACGCUGCCCGCCGACGUGCGCCGUGUCACCUACCUGGACUCCGACGUGAUCGUGGUGGACGACAUCCGGACGCUGGCCUCCGUGGACCUCGCCGGGCACGUGCUGGCGGCGCCGGAGUACUGCCACGCCAACUUCAGCAACUACUUCACUGACGCCUUCUGGUCGCACCUGGCGCUCAACGGCACGUUCCGCGGCCGCCGGCCCUGCUACUUCAACACGGGGGUCAUGGUGAUGGACUUCGUCAAGUGGCGCGCCGGCGGGUACACGCGGCGGGUGGAGGAGUGGAUGGCCGUGCAGAAGCGGCGCCGGAUCUACCACCUCGGCUCGCUGCCGCCGUUCCUGCUGGUCUUCGCCGGGCACAUCCGGGCGGUGGACCACCGGUGGAACCAGCACGGGCUGGGCGGCGACAACGUCGAGGGCCGCUGCCGGGGGCUCCACCCGGGCCCCAUCAGCCUCCUUCACUGGAGCGGCAAGGGCAAGCCGUGGCUCCGGCUCGACACCCGGCGGCCAUGCUCCGUGGACUACCUCUGGGCACCCUACGACCUCUACCGGUACUCGUCGCCGGUGAUCGAGGAGUGGUGACCAUUCAGCAUUGCAGCACCUGAGGAGCUAGUAAUGGUAGGACAGUUCUUGCAUGCAGAGGGGAAGAGGCACAUGCAGAUGCAGAUCCAUGCACGCACGCGAGGAAAGCUUCAUCAGAAGACACAAUUGUGUUCUGUUCUUGGGGUACGUCUUCAUUGGAAGGCAGAACGAGGAGAAGGCCACAAGCUAUUUUUAUUUUAAU